AUGGAGAGGAUCUCCGUGUUUUCACUCUGUAGCAUUUUCCUUUUGAUUAGCUACUGUGGAUGUCCCAGUGGAGCGAAGAAAAAGAAAGAUUUGGAAACCAUUGUAGAGGUAUAAUCCAGUAAUUAUCAGCGCCGCUAUUUUAUUUAUAGACAGAAACUUUGGGUCUUUAUUCUUUUCCACGUCGCGAUCUUCUUUGAAAAGCAGAAGAUCCCAGAAAAAAUGUCCUGAAAAACGGUAAUUUAAAGCGCUAUCACUAUAAUCUAGCCUGUGUGCAGAAGUCUCCCGUUUUGCUAUAUAUAUAGUAAUUUGUUCCAGGCAGGGUUUUUUAUACUUAUAAAGUUUCGCCUUUAUCAAGGUUUCUCUGAUUCGCAAAAGUCGUCCUUUUCCAAUUCUCGCAUCAAUAAGCUUUUCGACCAUAAUUGCGUUUCUUGGAAAAACGUCUUAGGUCGAUUUCUAGGCAUCAUAAUUUUGUAGAAGUUGUUUUGAACUGUGGCAGCUGACUAUAUUGUUACUUCUAAUAAAAACUAAAGUUAUUAUUUUCAGUUCGUAUAAAUUACAUGGAAGGAAUCAAGAUAAUCAAAGCAUCUUUGACAUCUUUUCCACUCAAGCAUAACAUUAAAUAGUCAAAGAUAAAGUAUUCAUGAACCUACAGCUGUAUUUACCUAUUUUGUUCAUAACUUAAAAUGGAAGCUUUUAGCAUAUAGUACUUCAACACAAAAAUGCUUAUAAAAGCUGCAACUCAAGAAGUUUUUUACCACGUGCAUUUUUAAAAUCUUACUAUUCGGUGGUAAGCAAUAAAUUAUAUUUAAAACACAUUUUUUAGAGAUUCUCAGCAGGUAGUCUUGAUUGAUGCUGAAAACUCAUUAAUUUAUUUAUCUCUGUUAUUAUCUUUAUAGCCCAGUUUAAAUUUGUCUUGUCUGUAACAUAAAUUUUUAGAACGUAUUAGCAAAAUGACUGGCCACAAGAAGCGUUUGUCCAGAAAUGAAUGCCUGUAUCUCUGAGUCUUUUUAAAUGUGAUGGCAUAUUUGUGAAUAUUUUUUUCAAGUUAAUUCUACUGUGAAAGAGUAAAUUCUGUAUUGGUCCAGUUUCAAGUUUGCUAUGACCGCUGAAUUAAAGAAGUGAGGACUCAUUUUUUACAGGCUUAGCCUCCAUCUGAAGUAAUAUAUUCACAAAUUCCGACAAGAAAAAGACCUGUUUAUUACUGUCUAUUGUGUACAUUCAAAUUUCAAACACUUACUUUCCGGAAUUUCUGAAUAUUUUACUUUAUGUCAAUGCUAACCCUGUAUGAAUGUGUCAUUAAUGUUUGUAUUCAGCCAAAAUUUCCAAUUCAAAACUGGACUGUUCUUAAACAAUGACACUUUUUCAUUAUUGAAGACUUUUUUGUAAAAAAGCUGGAUCACUUGAGGUUUCUGGGAAACUGCCCACCUACCCCUCCCUUAAGUCAACAUUAACACUUACUUCUCACUUAGGACAAAAUGUGGGGUUAGGGGAGGGGUAGGACGUAAGUUUCCCAGAAACCUAAAUAGAUCCAAAAAGCUCUACAACUAAGUACCAGAUAAUAUUCUUGAACACAUUUUUUAAUAAUACAUGUAAUUUUUUGCUGUCCCAAAAAUAUGAUAGGAUAAGUUUAAUUUUCUGUAACUUCUGCAUUAGUUACAUAUAUGAAUAAGUGACUUGAGCUCUGAGAUAGAACUAAUAAAAGAAUCUAUCAAGUGUUUGAGUCAUUUUCCAGCUUUUGAUGUUUGAGUAAUAUUAAGAGAUCAGGACCAUGAGAGAGAGAUUUUUAAGAAAAUAUUUUUUUUGAUAAAAAUAAUUGUUUUUAUUAAAUCCUCUCAUCAAUUAUGAUAAAUAAAUCCAUCUUUCUACAAGAAAUAUUCGAGAAAGUUUUUUUCCAGAGGUUUACGAUCUUACUUUUAAAAGAAAAAUGAUUUUUUGGUUUAUUUCCUAGUACAAACCAGCUACUUGUCAGGAUAAAGCUGACAAUGGGGAUAUUGUCUCCGUUCACUAUACUGUAAGUACACUGGGUAAUAAGUAAUUAAUUGUUCUAACCUUAACUGUAAGGUGACCCUGUCCGAGUAGUACUAAAACUGGGUUGAGCUGUGUAGUUCUCUGGGAUUUCGUUGAGGUAGACUGUUAGUAAUAAACCCUUUUUCCGUCAUCUGAGUGGAAGACUUGGCUAGACCAGAGAGGGAAUGACCCACACAAGACCAAAGAACCCAAUGACCCAACUGGUGCCACCUUAUCCCCAGGUUUUCCAUCCUCUUUCAGUAUCAUUUUCAUUUGUUUUUCUUAGUGGCUGACAUUUUGUGAUACCACCACUGGUUUGAAUUCCUGACAGUGUGCCAUUACCGAGAUCUGGGUAUAAGUACUUCUGAUUGGUUGAGAAUUUGCCCCGGGGUACUCCCAUACAUUACCUAUAUGGGUAUGUGCCGCCCGACGGGGUCGUGAUUUUGAAGUUCCUGAUUUAGAAUGGGGUAUCCAUUUCAGAGGCGUUUUCUAGAAUGGGGUAUAAUAUUUCGAAUGCACGAAAGCUCCAGUUUUGUAAGCAGCCAUUUGAAAUUAUUCAAGGUCAGAUUGCGUUUAAAAAUAUGGUUCAAUGCGUUAAAAAGCAAACUGUUGUACUCUUUGCACCUUAGAAUGGAGUAUAAAAAACUGGCCCAUUUUUAGAACGGGGUAUCAGUUUUAGGGCAAAUUCUAGAACGGGGUAUCAAUUUUAGGGGAAUUUUUUUUAGAACGGGGUGCCAAUUUGGAGUCCCGGGUGGCGCAUACCCACCCAAAAAAUACCCAAGUGCCCCCGGGAAUUUGCCCAACCAAUCAGAAGAAGUCUACCCAAAUCUAAGUAGUGAUGCGUCAUCAGAGUGGAAUUUCUGUGCUUGUUCCCCAGUAAUCUUUUUUGGUGCAAAACUAGUGUUUGUGUUGCAAAAUGUUGGCUGUUUUCUCAGGAUAGCUUGUUUCUUUCUGAACAAAAACUGAUUUAACUCUAGCUAUUUUGGGAUGAUCCACAUUGAUUCCUUAAUGAUGGAGUUCCAAAAACUUCAAAAUAGAAUAAUCAUUCCUUUUUAAAUUUUUGAGGGAACUUUGGAAAAUGGACAAAUGUUUGAUUCAUCUCGUGCACAAGGAAGACAGCCACUUGAAUUUCAGCUUGGCAAAGGAAAAGUCAUAAAAGGUUAAUUCAAAUUCUAAGUAUAUUUUAGAAAUGAGAGCUGUUUGUCAUGUGAUAGAUACAUGUUUUUCACUUUGUCACCAUCUUUAUUUUCUUAAUCAGGUCUUAGCUAGGUUUGUCUCACAAGUUUUAAGGCGGACUCAUUUUCAGUGGUCAGUUGGCGAUUACCCAUUGGUGUUCUGGCUGUUACCCUGCGAGCAAAGGUUUCUCUCUUGAAGGGUGUUUAGCGUUUACAAAGUCAAUCAUUCACGUCACUUGUCAGUUGUGUUGUUGAAUUGUUUCAUAUGCCUCAGGAGAAGGUUUCUCCUGAAAAUUUCUGGGGGUAUAAAACAAACUACUUAAUAUCUAGCAAAAUCGAAGGAGACUCUGUUUGCAGGGUAAAACAAACCCUAUGCAGACCCUGCUCAUAAAAUGGGCCUGCUGUCUUAGAGGGGGAUGAAGAAAGAUGCUCGUGAUCAUGUAUCAUCUAAAGUGCAUUUAUUGUUUAGCUAAAAUUAACAAGGAAAAUAAUAGUUUUUCGCUGUUUUUCUCUUUUUUAACAGGAUGGGAGAUGGGAAUAAAAGGAAUGUGUAUAGGGUAAGGUUUUUUCCCUUUAAAAGCUCAUGUCACUUUCACUAAAAAGCUCAGUUUUGAGGUUUUGUAGUAUUACAACAUUUUCUGCAUGACUGAAUCUCCCUGUUUAAUAGUCCAGUUUCAAAUUAAAAUUACUGCUGAAUACAAACAUUAACGACAUAUUCAUAUAGGGUUAGCCUCGACAUAAAGUAAAAUAUUCAGAAAUUUCUUCAAGUAUGGGUAAGUGUUUAAAAUUUGAAAAUGCACAAGAGACAGAGUAAUAAACAGGCCUCAGUUGUUCAAACGUUGGAUAGCACUAUCCACCGGAUAAAUCACUAUCCAGUGGAUAAGGAUUAGGGAAACCAAUUACGCUAUCCGCUGGACAGUGAUUUAUCCGGUGGAUAGCGCUAUCCAAUGUUUGAACAACUGGCACCAGGUCUUCUUCUCAUGGGAAUUUGUGAAUAUAUUUACUUCAGGUGGAAGCUAAGCUUGCAAAAAAUGCGUCUUCAUUUCUUUAAUGAGCAGUCAAAGCAAAAUAGAAACCGGACUUUUUUUCUAAUUUUUUCCAUUUCUAGUGAGAAAAGGAAGUUGAUUAUUCCACCUCACCUUGGUUAUGGAUCACGGGGAGUUGAGAAUGUCAUUCCACGUAAGUAUAAAACAGCAAUACCUUUAUUCAUGAUCGUUACUUUAUCAUACCAUACUCCCACAUAGUAUGACAUCAUUUUUGUUUGAUUUUAUCCCUUUAAAGCCCCAAGCAAGUGCAUGCAACAUUGUUGGCCAACAACUCCCAACAUUUUUGGAUUUCACAGUGUGCAUCUGUUUGCACACCCUGUUGCAGGUUGUUGUGUGUUGUUGAACAAAGUUUGAAACAGGUCAACAACUCCUCAACAUUCUUAUUUGUUCUGUGAUCGCUGAAGCAUAGUGCAACAAUGUUGGAUCCGUUUGCACAGCCUUUCCGACAUUGUUGGGGACACGCACGUGCAUUACACAUGGUCUCCAAAGUCUUGUGGGCUAUAUCCUUCCCAUGAUGCACUGCAGGUCCCAACAUUGUUGGGAGUUGUUGCAUCCAUUUGCACUAUGUUGGGAGCUGUUGCAUCUGUUUGCACUUAGCUGAACUGAACACACAUCACUGAGCACUCUAAAACCUCUAAGUGAGUCCUAAAGCUGCAAUUUUUAACCCUUAGGCAAGACCACAAGGAUCCCUUCACUUUCAUGUCGGAGACCCACCUCAACCCCCCCCCCCCCCUAACCCAAGACUUUUAAACCCCAGAUUUCUCCAGAUGGAAGGAAGUAAAGAGAAGCAAAGCUCUGGCCCUGGUUGUUCAAAUAUGCCGGAAAGCCCUAUCCAAUGAAUAAACCAUUAAAAGAUACAUAUUAUGGAGACAAGUGCGCCAUUUGCACAAUGACGUCAUUUUACUACUACUUCCAGAAUCCAUCAGGGUUUUGUUUUCUUGUGCAAAAGAGGGCCUUUGUUCAGUUUGCUAUUGAAACCUCAAUGGGAAUAUCACAUUUAAACCGGAAGAUUGUUAUCCACUUUUGAACAACUUAAGGUCCUGGGCAAUAUUUUAUUAGUAAACUACAGGACACAUAAGAAAAACCACUCCAUUUUUGAGCCAGAAGGAAAAAGCUCUUAAUCGACUUGUAACUUUUUUUUGCUUUCACAGCAAAUUCAGUGCUAAUAUUCGCCACAGAAUUGAUGUCAAUUAGAAGAAAAUCUCCAUUUGAUCCUAGUGUACUGAUCCAGAUAGGUUUCUGGCCAGUGCUUGCAGUCUUGGUUAUGUAUUAUCUUUAUAGAAAGGCAAAAAGCGAAUCCAGCUCUUCCAAGCAUGAAGUAAAGUCGAACAAAAAGAAUAAAAAGAAAUAAACAGCUGCACAUUGCUAUUUAUAAGGUACAUAGAGAUCGUUCGAACUGAGAAAAAGCGCAACCUGAACAGCGACAAUGAUUUCUGUAUCUCCUAGUACAUUCGCUGUGGUUAACGGUCACGUCGCCCGAAAGUCAUCUCGCCCGAGGUUAUGUCGCGUUAAAUAAGAGUUAUGUCAGUUAUGUCGC
Molecule: messenger RNA, 5765 nt
Organism: Porites lobata
Lineage: Eukaryota; Metazoa; Cnidaria; Anthozoa; Scleractinia; Poritidae
Source: the annotation of a GenBank genome assembly